AGACAGAUUUCAGUGAUCGUCAUUCCACCUCCAGUAGUUGAUCCAAAAUGGAAAUCUUCAAGACUGUUUUCUUCUUCGUUUUUGUACUUUGCCAACUCUGCUAUGCUGCUGAUGUACUUUCUGUUGAUUGUCAACCACCAUCAAUAGCGGAAGGUACUGAAGGAAUGAUUAUUGUGCAAAAGCUUAUUCCUGACUCACCAUUAAGAUGCUCAGUUACCGUCCUACCACCAAAUAAAGUUACAGCGAAUGUACAACAAUUGACUUUGAAUAACAAUGGUCAAAUCGCCUUCAAAAUUAAUGUUAUACCUGAUGGCAAACCUGGAGAUUAUGAAGCAGUACUUAUCAUUUCUUGCGAUGGACAGCCAGUCUUCACUAAAAAAAUACCAGUUAUUAGUACUGAUUCAAUUGUUGAAGGUGAUCCUCAUUUCUCGCAACUUAUUGUUGAUAGGCAAACUGAACAAAUCGAGAGAAUAUGCUAUGAUGUUAGUGGUAAAUCUGGUGAUUAUAUUGAAAUCUAUACACAUCAACCAACCAAAACUUACGUUUAUGGUCAAUUGUUGGAUGAUUACUAUAUGCAUAUUAUCAAAAUCUUUUCAACUCUUGGCAAUGUUACCGUGUCUACGAAACAUGUCAAGUUUAACAACGAGGUAUUAUAUGCAUGGGAAGAAUCGAACGAUAUUAGACUUUACCACAGAGGCGGAUAUAUGAUAAAAAUCGAUGAUAAUUCUGUUACUGUCGAAGUUGUCAAUAAGGAGGACAUGACAUUCAGAGUUACAAGAUCGAAACAUCCAGUUACUGGACAUUAUUUGGAUUUUGGUGUAUUUGGAAUGUUAAAAUAUGAUAAUGUUGAUGGUUUACUUGGACGUAUUGGAAAUAAUUUGUUCAAGUUCUAUGACUUUGUUCAAACGGAAGACAACACAAAAAGAGGCACAAUCUUGAUAAAUGGCCAUUUUGCGGUCGCUUCAAAGAAAUCAAAAUCAAAUAGUUGUUGGCUAGUUGAUGUAAAAGAUGUUUUACACCCUUAUUCUAUUACUGAUUAUAUUCUUAGAAAUUAAUGGUGUAAUUAUUGAAUUUAGUGGAAGUUGUUUCUUUGAUGACCUAAUGUUAGAAUUUGUUAGUUUUGCAUCAAAUUAUUGAUGUUAAAAGAAUGAAUUUUGUCAUAAAUAAAAUAUUUAUUGUUUAAAAAUUAAA
Dimorphilus gyrociliatus is the source of this 1191-nucleotide messenger RNA. The record is from the annotation of a GenBank genome assembly. NCBI's taxonomy places the organism in Eukaryota, Metazoa, Annelida, Polychaeta, Dinophilidae.